AUGCCGCGAGGUCGGAUGUCGAACGGGAAACGCGCCCCGACACUGCCUAAGCGUCUGAGCGUGGCCAAGAAGGGAAACGAGGUGGUGCAGCAGGAGCAAGAUGAUGGCACUGGUGCCGAGAGUGCAGAUUCGUCCGCGCGCAAUGACGAGGAUGACGAGGCAGACUCAGACACGUCGGCAUCAGGCUCACCAGAGGAAUCCGGCGAACGGGUCACGGGGGGGAAGACGGGCGACGAUGGGUGUGCGGGAACCGCUUCACCCAAAGCCGACGUGCGCGAAAGUCGGGGCGCGCGGGAGACGGAUGUGUUUCGAGGCGAAGGCCGAGGACAUGUGGACGGACAUGUGGACCGCUCAUGCGGGACCCCAGUGGACACCGACGGCGACGACGUGCGCAUCUCGAGCAGGGUCCUCGAGCAACUCAUACGGGCCCAGGAGAAGAGCGCCAAUGAGAACGCGCGUUUGGAGGCGCUGUUCUUGAAUGCAAUGGCGCGGCCUUCUGGUGGCUCUCGUAAGCGCAAGGCUCGGAAGCAGAGAGACCCGGAGCAGGGGUGCAUGAACCCGAAGCGUCAGCGUGGCGAUACAUGGAGCGGCGGGUCGGACGAUGACGGAGAGGACGACGAGGAAGAUACGCAUGGUUCUGGUGGCCGUCAACGGAGAGGACGACGAGGAAGAUACGCAUGGUUCUGGUGGCCGUCAACGGAGAGGACGACGAGGAAGAUACGCAUGGUUCUGGUGGCCGUCAACGGAGAGGACGACGAGGAAGAUACGCAUGGUUCUGGUGGCCGUCAUAUGCGUACAGCAAAGUCUCCUAUUCUGCAGCGCGCGUUGGAGCAUCUGCCGACUGACAAGGCGUGGAAGAGGGUUUGCGAGCUGGCCAGGGUUCACAUGUUUCUCAACAGGCCAACGUCGACGAUGACCUUCUACCCGAGCAGCGACGAUAAGACUCACGGAGUGUGCGCGGUGCUGGACUGCCUGCCUCACAGCUUCGCCUGUUUGGCGUUGGCGGCUGACAAGUCUCGCCGAGCGGAUCUCAACAAGACGCUGUCUGAGUGGAAGACAAGGGCUGCCGCUCGCGUGCGAGACAUUGCACUUCCCAAGCUCGGCCUGUUCCGUGACGACAGGGACGGAUCCAGCCCGUGGGCACCUGAAAAGGAGCGUAGUAUCGAGAAGAUAAGGGAGCGCAUUGGGCUUGGCGCUGACCCCCCUGAAACUCUAGUGCUCACGAGCUGGGCGCACGACAGGGAUGGCAUGCCGUUUGCCUCCCGGGCAUUCGCGACAUGUGCAAAGGCUGCCUUCAAGCCGAAGAAGGCAGGGCUGGUGAUGACCCUUAAGGUGUACCACCUGGCCUGGUUGGAGCAUGUGGUCUCCGACUGCGUCCUCUACUGGGAGGAGCGGAAGGGCCGGCUCUCCAACUCGGCGGGGGGGAACGCCCACGUUGUGGAUGGGCUGAAGGUCUUGGUCAAGGAGGCCGUAGAGAGGGCGAUCCGUAUCCGCAACCCCGAGUAUGACGCGGAGCGCGAGGCGUGGAUUUGGGGGCGCCAUGGACUGCGCAUCUCUGCGUGCGGCCUGGAGCACAUGAAGCCCACGGCCGCCGCCCAGUCCGAAGACAUCGUAGGGGAUGACGACCUUUCGGCGUCACUUGAUGCUGAGUAG
Messenger RNA from Closterium sp. Naga37s-1, 1653 nucleotides. The record is from the annotation of a GenBank genome assembly. NCBI's taxonomy places the organism in Eukaryota, Viridiplantae, Streptophyta, Zygnematophyceae, Desmidiales, Closteriaceae.